Suillus subalutaceus is the source of this 864-nucleotide messenger RNA. RefSeq lists its product as uncharacterized. Lineage: Eukaryota; Fungi; Basidiomycota; Agaricomycetes; Boletales; Suillaceae. The record is from RefSeq and is a predicted model, not a curated record. Bases 1 to 864 code for a protein of 287 amino acids. The transcript has 2 exons.
AUGAGGGCGACGCCCAAGCCUGAACAACACCCCGUCACAAUCACAAAGAACUUGAGCACCCCAGGUCACGAAUUUCCGGGCUCCUAUCCCAGGGAACAUGAACAAGAGCUGCAACAUCAAUCCUGCGGCGAUGGAUUUGAGGGCCCUGCGGCUGCCACCUCAGUUGCUCAAACAGCAAGGCAGUACAUAUCGGAACCUGUGGAGCGCACCGUCGAGUAUGCUGGCCAGACAGCAGCUGCAUACUUUCCUAUCCCUCAGGGCGUCAAAAUACGGUGGCUUCCUAUUGGUUUGGACCAACAACUGUCUACUUCUCUUCCAAGUUCAGAGUUAAAGGGCGCCCAACCCCACGAACAUGUUGGCGGUGUUGGUUCCUUGCCAGGAACUAUCUCAGAAUCAAGCGUCGCUUUACUACCCGAUGAACGGGCAGAGAGAGAUACUCAAAGACCGAUAAGAUUGAAAAGGACGAGUCUCAAACACGAGGGUGAUAAUCAAGCGAAGGGCGCUGGUGCUGCUGCGGUUGCUGCGAAGCCAGAAGUAAGUCAGGUCUGUCUCCACCUUGACAUCUUCCCUUCUUUUUCGAUGUUUAUUUUGAGCGAGUUGAUGCAAGCCAUGAUGCACUGCAUUUUCGGCGCUGACUCGGAGAUUGUGGUGCCCGCGGACGAGGGGCUAGUUUGUUUCGCUUCUCUUCAUCUUCUUCGUUCUCUUCGUUUCUCGCCUGCCUUUGGCAGCUGGCAUCUUCCCAAUUCUGUCUUAUUUGCGGGAGCAUGCUGCAUGUCAUGGGCUUAUUACCAGACACUGACAGGUUCGAUCAUGAUCGUACCAAGUCAUUUUCUCUGUUAUUCUGGUCGUGACAUUCAGUCAUGA